Messenger RNA from Daktulosphaira vitifoliae (grape phylloxera), 1943 nucleotides. It is a transcript of the gene shu, whose product is annotated as inactive peptidyl-prolyl cis-trans isomerase FKBP6. The record is from RefSeq and is a predicted model, not a curated record. The transcript has 3 exons. Gene Ontology annotation, molecular function: protein binding; peptidyl-prolyl cis-trans isomerase activity. The coding region runs from base 515 to 1846 and encodes 443 amino acids. NCBI's taxonomy places the organism in Eukaryota, Metazoa, Arthropoda, Insecta, Hemiptera, Phylloxeridae.
UUCUUAUCAAUGUUUCUUUAUUGAGCCUAAAACGUUAGAAGUGUUGUCCACAAAAGCUCUGUGUUUUGGGAAAUUUGAGGUUAUAUUUAUGUAUAUAUAAGUAUACAAAAUAUACCUUUAGAAUCUCAAAUUCCUCUAAAAACAGCGUUUGUACGGACAACAACUGAAACUUUUUUAACUCAAUAAACGGUAAUACCUUAUAAGAGUGCAGAAGUAUAGUUCACCAAAUUUAUAUUCUAAAAUUGUGAACUGUAUAUUCCGUUUUUGAUAUCUGAUAACAUUUAUUUUAACUGAAUUUUAUUUUAUUGAGAAUGGUAUUUUUAACGCUUGAUCAUAAAGAAACGAAAGUUAUUAGGUUUCAAGUAAUGAUAUUUUCGGAAGUGACCAUAUUUCUAUACAUAAAACGAAUAAAAUAACAAUUAUUAUUUUGUUUGAUCGGUUAAGACCAUACUACUAUUGUCAAAUAAUAUAGUAUUUUCUGCAUUUUUCUUGAAGUAUAAAAUUAAAGGAAAUAAUGGCUUAUGAAACUAAAUUACCUGAUAACAUAGAAAAUACCUUGAAAAAAGCUGCUGAUGAAAUAUUGAGGGGAAAUAAGGAAUCUAUUUUCACUGUUGAAUCAAACGAUGAGCCUGAAGAGAGUUAUUUUACUCAAUAUGAUAAAAAAGAAAUAAGUGAAUUUCUCAACUUUAAUGUUUUGGGAGAAGAAGGUGAUGAUAUGGAACCUUUUGAACAAUUAGCUGCAAAUAUGAUUGACUUAACUGGUGACCGUAAAGUUUUGAAAGAAAUAACUGAAAAUGGUGUUGGUCAGAUUGUACCAGAAGAUAGUAUUGUAUUAAUUCAUUACAUUGCACAUUUUGAAAAUAUAAUAGAACCUUUUGAUGUUACAUACUUACAUGGGAAUCGCCCACAACGAUUUUCCUUGGGUGAAGGAGAACUUCUUCCAGGAUUAGAAAUUGCAAUAAAAUCAAUGCGAAAAGGUGAACAUGCUAGAUUUCUUAUUCAUCCAGAUUUGGCUUAUAGAGAGUUGGGUUGUCCACCUCGUAUACCAGGCAAUGCUACUAUUCACUUUGAAGUUGAUCUUGUAAAUUAUUAUUCUAAAGAAUCCAGUUUUUCAUUUGAUGAAGAUUUUCGAGAUCCAAAUAGAUAUCAAAAAAUACUAAAUAAAGUACUAAAAUUUCACAAAGAAGGUAAUGAAUUAUUCAAAUCUAAAAACAUUGACAAAGCUGUAGUAAAAUAUAAUAGAGGUAAAGAACUAUUACAUAUUAUAACUACAAAUUCAGAUUCUGAAGAAACUGAAGUUAUGAAAUUUUUAUGUAAAUUAUAUACAAACUUAUGUAUUUGCUACUUAAAAUUAUGUGCAUUUAGUAAAGUAUGCAUUAUGGCUAAAGAAGCUAGACAAUAUGCUGAUAGAUUUGCCAAACACAACGCUAAAUUAUUUUAUAAUUGGGGAAAAGCAUUGAGAUUUCUUAAGAAUUUUACAGAAGCAAAAAAUAUGCUACAGCGUGCUCAGAAAAUUUGUCCAAAUGAUAUUAAAAUUCAUGAAGAACUAGAAAAGUUAGAAAAUGAUAGAGAAUUCAGUAAAAAUAUUGUAUCGUUUUCAUCUGAUGAAAAAUUUAAAAAAACUGGGGAUGACCUAGAAAAUCGAAUGCCUCUUGAAUUUUGGGAUGUUUUUAACAAACAUUUUGAAGAAUUUGAAAAUGGUGUUGAUGAUAUAUUUACAGUUUCAUACCUCACUCAUCCAUAUGAUAUAGAACUUGUAAAACGUAAAGCAGAAUUACUUGAUUAUCAGUUUAAUAUUGUUGAUAAUGAAUAUGAUAACAGUGAUUACAUUAUUAUACAAAAAUAGUUAUUAUUUCUUUCUGUGUUUCUAAUUGAUCAUUUAAUAAUUUACAAUAACAUUCUUUUAUUUCUAUAAAUAACUAAUUAUAUUUCAUUGAUUUUUA